Molecule: messenger RNA, 564 nt
Organism: Colletotrichum fioriniae
Lineage: Eukaryota; Fungi; Ascomycota; Sordariomycetes; Glomerellales; Glomerellaceae
Source: RefSeq, a predicted model, not a curated record
AUGGUCCACAUCCCAUCCACAGCCGCAGGCCUCGUCGCCCUCGCCGCCACGACAGUCGCCUCGGCAACCGCACCGAAGCUCAACACCUGGCCUCAGCAUAACUACGGCGGCUGGUACAACCACACCGACGGCGACGUCACCACCUACGGCGCCCCCGAAUUCCGCGACGCCGGCCCGCUGUCCAUCCACAAGGCCAGCUUCUCCUUCCUCUUCAACGGCGCCGACCCGGCCUACGCCGGCCUCUACGUCCUGUCCUCGGGCGAGGACUUCAUCACCGACUACGAGGUCGUCGGCCACGCCUGGGGCAGACCCUCCGUCACCGGCAAGGUGUGCGGCGCCAAGGGCAACUUCACCUUUGUGCAACUGUUCGGCCCCGACGGCCUGCCCAACACAAAAAGCACCACCGACACCAUGUUCAUUGACGUCAGCGCUGCCAGGAAUAAUGCCUCGCGGGCCGUCAUCAACGAGGUCUGGCCCGUCUGGGUUGGAGACGACAUCUUUUACCCGAACAACACCUCUCCUUGCCCGGCUCCUACCGCCAAGACCAAGAGGUGGUCUGCUUAG